AAGUACAUUCAGUUCCAUCGGUUCCAUCCCAAACUGCACCUGGAGUUGAAGCGUGAUUGCAGUGGAUAUUAUUGUCUUCUCUGUGGCUUUAUUCACUAAUAUGUAUUUAUUAAUAGUAUUUGUUUCUCGUUAAUAAUUAAAUUGUAAAUUCUGUAUAAAUUUGAGGCGUAAAAUAUUGUUUAAAUAUGUUGUUCUCCCGAUCCUAUACGAUUCUAACUGUUGCCCGACGUAGGGUCAGUGAGAUCAAAAAGUUAAUUCCUCGAAACGUUUCAAGAAGCUCCAAACUUUUCGGUUGUUCUCCAGAAGAUAAACUGCAGAGAACAACAGGUGACAAUAAUCUUGAUGCACGUAAUUUAUUAAAGAACAUCGCACAGGAUGAUACAAGUUCAGAGAGGUUAGCAACAGAAUGCAAUGGAAAUAAUAACACUAGUAGUGUUACGAAAAUACAGAGUGAACUGAAGCAGAGGACUGAUAUGGAAUUACUACAAACUAACGAGCACGAGUUGAAUGACGCUUUGGAGGAUAUAAAUAUAAAAUUACCAGGACCGUUUGAUCGCUGCGAAAAUGAAGACUUAUCUCAUAUCGUUCCUAACAUAAUGCCGACGUACAAUUUCGCGAAAUUCGCGGAUCAGUCGCGCACACUUCAGGAGUUAGUAAAACUGGGAGUAGAAUUGUACAAAUUAGAGCCGGACAGAGAAAUAGUGGAAUUGUUCUUAAAACUCGAUUUCGACAGAGAUAUGAAACCGUACAUACAGUUUUUACACGAUUGCGGGGUAGAAUCAGAGAAUUUAGGAUUCUUUAUUACUAGAAAUCCAAGAAUUUUCACGGAAGAUAUGGAUGAUCUUUAUACAAGGAUAAGAUAUUUAAGGGCUCAUAAUUUCAGUCAAGACAUGGUAAAAGAGAUAGUAAAUAAGCAUCCUCCUUGGUUGUCCUUUGACACAAAGGAAUUGGACCAUAGAUUAGGUCAUUUUCAGCAUACCUUUGAUCUAAAUGGUUAUCAAAUAAGGUGCCUGACCACUCAGUGUCCAAAACUUAUAACAUACGACAUGAAUCGAAUAAGAUAUAGCACUUUUGCUGUGAAAGAGGAAAUGGGUUUUAACAAGGAUGAAACGAAGAUCGUUUUGCUCAAAGCACCACGUGUAUGGAUCCGUGCAAGGACAGAAGUAGUGAAGACUUUUGAUUACCUCCACAACUCUAUGGAAUUAUCACAUACUGCUAUUUGUUCAGAGCCACAGGUCUUGCUCUGCAGAAAAUCCAGACUCGAGAGGAGACAUAAGUUGUUAGUGCAAUUACAAAGGAAUCAAUACGAUCCCCAAAAACCAUUAUACAUUUCACCAUUGACUUUGGUCAAAGGAAGCGACGUAGAGUUUUGUAAAAACAUCGCGAAAAUUUCUAUCCACACUUACAACGAGUUUUUAAAAUCAUUUUAGAUGUAACGAAAUAAAUAUAAGAUUAUUAGGUUGUAAACGUCUGUAUUCAGCCUUUUUUCCAUA
This is a messenger RNA of Ceratina calcarata, 1493 nucleotides long. RefSeq names its product mitochondrial transcription termination factor 3 (gene mTerf3). Lineage: Eukaryota; Metazoa; Arthropoda; Insecta; Hymenoptera; Apidae. The transcript has 2 exons. The record is from RefSeq and is a predicted model, not a curated record. Gene Ontology annotation, biological process: mitochondrial transcription; mitochondrial ribosome assembly; regulation of DNA-templated transcription. The coding region runs from base 186 to 1430 and encodes 414 amino acids. Gene Ontology annotation, molecular function: double-stranded DNA binding. Gene Ontology annotation, cellular component: mitochondrion.